Molecule: messenger RNA, 685 nt
Organism: Sapajus apella (tufted capuchin)
Lineage: Eukaryota; Metazoa; Chordata; Mammalia; Primates; Cebidae
Exons: 5
Coding region: 1-462 (153 amino acids)
Source: RefSeq, a predicted model, not a curated record
AUGUUCAUUCUUCAUUCCUUCUGCACCCUCAUCCUUCCAUCUGAGAUUCCCAGCGGAGGAGCCCCACGGGUCGCCAGCACGACUCUUGUGGGCCGCGUGGCGGUUUUGCCAGCGCCUCGGGCGACCGCCGGGGGCGCUGUGGUGCACCGUCGCGGCCGGGGGAGGCACUCUGGCCUUGCGGCGUCGCUGCUGCUUCCGCCUUCCCGGCAGCCCCUGCUCGGCGACCUUUCUCAGUUGGGUGCGGAUUUGUGGUGCCCCCUGAGCUGUCUUUGCUGCGCCAAGAUAAAAGAAAGAAGGCUGCGAAAGCUGCAGCGUCUGCUCAUGAUCAUCAUUAACCAGCUUACUUGGAGUACCUGUGAAAGAAAACAUCAGUCUGCCUGUAAAUUUGAGCAAGCCGUGUUAGAUGGGGCACGUGGACCAUCACUGUACACUUGUAUGAGUACCAUUUACUUCAUGGCAUGAAUAAAUGGAUCUGUGAGAUGCUCUGCUACCUGGUACUGCUUUCACUGCGUUCCCCCGCCCAGCCCCUCCAGUGUGCCAGGCAUACUCUUUGUAGAUCAUUUGUCAUGCAGCAGAUGCAGUCAGAGUCUCACUGAGCCACCCGUCAUUAUAAAAUCAUUAUCUCAGUUGUCACAGGAGCUGGUGAUCAGGAUCCAGGCACUGCUCAAUAAACAUGUAUUAAACU